Messenger RNA from Nerophis ophidion (straightnose pipefish), 5871 nucleotides. RefSeq names its product calcium channel, voltage-dependent, beta 2a (gene cacnb2a). Bases 3811 to 5763 code for a protein of 650 amino acids. The record is from RefSeq and is a predicted model, not a curated record. Gene Ontology annotation, cellular component: voltage-gated calcium channel complex. Gene Ontology annotation, molecular function: high voltage-gated calcium channel activity; protein binding. Lineage: Eukaryota; Metazoa; Chordata; Actinopteri; Syngnathiformes; Syngnathidae. Gene Ontology annotation, biological process: calcium ion transmembrane transport; chemical synaptic transmission; regulation of voltage-gated calcium channel activity. The transcript is spliced from 14 exons.
AUGAAAGAACGGAUGUUAUGUUCACUCAUUAAUGAUGGAUGGAUGAUUUAUGGAAGGGUGAAUGAAUGGAAGGAUAAAUGGAUGGAUGGAAAGAUGCAUUAAUAAUGAAAGCGGAUGGAUGAUGUAAAAAUGAAUGGAUGUUUCGAUGAGAUAGAUGAUGGAUGGAUGAAAGGUAGACCGAUGGAAGACUAAUGGAUGUUGGAUGGUCGAUGGAAAAAAGGAUAAAUGUAAGAAGGGAUGAUUGUUGGAAAGAUUAAAGGAUGAAUAGAUGGAUGAUUAUGGAAAAAUGGAUGACAAAUGGGUUAUGGAUCGAUGAAAGGGUGGAUGGAAGGAUGACCGACAGAAGACUCUUCGGCUGGAAGGAUGAAAAGUUGGAUGGAUGAAUGGAUUAAUGGACAGAUGAUGCAUUGAUGACAGAGAGGUGAUUGAUGGAUUGAUGGAUGUUGGAUGGAAAAAAGGAUGAAAAGGUGGAUUGUAAUGUUAGACAGAUGAAAGGAUAAAUAGAUGGAGGGAUGGUGGAAGGAUGGAUGGAAAUAUAUAUAUAAGUGAUGAAAGAAUGGAUGUUGUGUUCACUCAUUGAUGAUGGAUGGAUGAUUUAUGGAAGGAUGAAUGAAUGGAAGGAUAAAUGAAUGGAUGGAAAGAUGCAUGAAUAAUGAAAGAAUGGAUGAAUGAUGUAAUAAUGAAUAAUGAUGACAGAUGGAUGAUGGAUGGAUGAAAGGUUGACCGAUGAAAGACUAAUGGAUGUUGGAUGGUCGAUGGAAAAAAGGAUAAAUGUAAGAAGGGAUGAUUGUUGGAAAGAUGAAAGGAUGAAUAGAUGGAUGAUUAUGGAAAAAUGGAUGACAAAUGGGUGAUGGAUCGAUGAAAGGGUGGAUGGAAGGAUGACCGAUGGAAGCCUGUUUGGCUGGAAGGAUGAAGGGUUGGAUGGAUUAAUGGACGGAUGAUGGAUGAUAAAGGCAAACAAUUAUGAAAGGUGGAAUGGAUAGAUGUUGGAGGGGUGAAAGGAGAAAUAGAUGGAUGAAUGGAUAGAUGGAUGAUAAAUGAAAGGAUGGAUAGAUGGAUGUAAAUAUAUAUAAGUGAUGAUAGAAUGGAUGUUAUGUUCACUCAUUGAUGAUGGAUGGAUGAUUUAUGGGAGGAUGACUAAAUGGAAGGAUAAAUGGAUGGGUGGAAAGAUGUAUGAAUAAUGAAAGAAUGGAUGGAUGAUGUAAUAAUAAAUGGAUGUUUCGAUGACAGAUGGAUGAUGGAUGGAUGAAAGGUUGACCGAUGGAAGACUAAUGGAUGUUGGAUGGUCGAUGGAAAAAAGGAUAAAUGUAAGAAGGGAUGAUUGUUGGAAAGAUGAAAGAAUGAAUAGAUGGAUGAUUAUGGAAGAACGGAUGACAAAUGGGUGAUGGAUCGAUGAAAGGGUGGAUGGAAGGAUGACCGACGGAAGACUCUUUGGCUGGAAGGAUGAAAAGUUGGAUGGAUGAAUGGAUUAAUGGAUGGAUGAUGGAUUGAUGACAGAUAGAUGGAUUUUGGAUGGAAAAAAUGAUGAAAGGUGGAAUGUAUAGAUGUUGGACGGAUGAUAGGAUAAAUAGAUGGAGGGAUGGUGGAAGGAUGAAUGGAAGGAUGGAUGAUAAAUGAAAGGAUGGAUAGAUGGAUGGAAAUAUAUGUAAGUCAUGAAAGAACGGAUGUUAUGUUCACUCAUUGAUGAUGGAGGGAUGAUUUAUGGGAGGAUGAAUGAAUGGAAGGAUAAAUGGAUGGGUGGAAAGAUGCAUGAAUAAUGAAAGAAUGGAAGGAUGGAUGAUGUAAUAAUGAAUGGAUGUUUCGAUGAUGGAUGGAUGAUGGAUGAAUGAAAGGUUGACCGAUGGAAGACUAAUGGAUGUUGGAUGGUCGAUGGAAAAAAGGAUAAAUGUAAGAAGGGAUGAUUGUUGGAAAGAUGAAAGGAUGAAUAGAUGGAUGAUUAUGGAAAGAUGGAUGUCAAAUGGGUGAUGGAUCAAUGAAAGGAUGACCGAUGGAAGACUAUUUGGCUGGAAGGAUGAAAAAUUGGAUGGAUGAAUGGAUUAAUGGAUGGAUGAUGGAUUGAUGACAGAUAGAUGGAUUUUGGAUGGAAAAAAUGAUGAAAGGUGGAAUGUAUAGAUGUUGGACGGAUGAUAGGAUAAAUAGAUGGAGGGAUGGUGGAAGGAUGAAUGGAAGGAUGGAUGAUAAAUGAAAGGAUGGAUAGAUGGAUGGAAAUAUAUGUAAGUCAUGAAAGAACAGAUGUUAUGUUCACUCAUUGAUGAUGGAGGGAUGAUUUAUGGGAGGAUGAAUGAAUGGAAGGAUAAAUGGAUGGGUGGAAAGAUGCAUGAAUAAUGAAAGAAUGGAAGGAUGGAUGAUGUAAUAAUGAAUGGAUGUUUCGAUGAUGGAUGGAUGAUGGAUGGAUGAAAGGUUGACCGAUGGAAGACCAAUGGAUGUUGGAUGGUCGAUGGAAAAAAGGAUAAAUGUAAGAAGGGAUGAUUGUUGGAAAGAUGAAAGGAUGAAUAGAUGGAUGAUUAUGGAAAGAUGGAUGUCAAAUGGGUGAUGGAUCAAUGAAAGGAUGACCGAUGGAAGACUAUUUGGCUGGAAGGAUGAAAAAUUGGAUGGAUGAAUGGAUUAAUGGACGGAUGAUGGAUUGAUGACAGAUAGAUGGAUUUUGGAUGGAAAAAAUGAUGAAAGGUGGAAUGUAUAGAUGUUGGACGGAUGAUAGGAUAAAUAGAUGGAGGGAUGGUGGAAGGAUGAAUGGAAGGAUGGAUGAUAAAUGAAAGGAUGGAUAGAUGGAUGGAAAUAUAUGUAAGUCAUGAAAGAAUGGAUGUUAUGUUCACUCAUUGAUGAUGGAGGGAUGAUUUAUGGGAGGAUGAAUGAAUGGAAGGAUAAAUGGAUGGGUGGAAAGAUGCAUGAAUAAUGAAAGAAUGGAAGGAUGGAUGAUGUAAUAAUGAAUGGAUGUUUCGAUGAUGGAUGGAUGAUGGAUGGAUGAAAGGUUGACCGAUGGAAGACCAAUGGAUGUUGGAUGGUCGAUGGAAAAAAGGAUAAAUGUAAGAAGGGAUGAUUGUUGGAAAGAUGAAAGGAUGAAUAGAUGGAUGAUUAUGGAAAGAUGGAUGUCAAAUGGGUGAUGGAUCAAUGAAAGGAUGACCGAUGGAAGACUAUUUGGCUGGAAGGAUGAAAAAUUGGAUGGAUGAAUGGAUUAAUGGACGGAUGAUGGAUUGAUGACAGAGAGAUGAUUAAUGGAUGUUGGCUGGAAAAAAGGAUGAAAGGUGGAAUAGAUAAAUGUUGGACGGAUGAAAGGAUAAAUUGAUGGACGAAUGAUGGAUGGAAGGAUGAAUGGACAGAUGGAUGAUAAAUGAAAGGAUGAAUAGAUGGAUGGAAAUAUAUAUAUAUAUAUAUAAGUGAUGAAAGAACCGAUGUUAUGUCACUAGUUGAUGAUGGAUGGAUGAAUGAAUGGAAGGAUAAAUGGAUGGAUGGAAAGAUGCAUGAGUAAUGAAGGAAUGGAUGGAUGAUGUAAUAAUGAAUGGAUGUUUCGAUGCUGGAUGGAUGCUUGAUGACAGACAGAUGAGAGGAUGGAUGAUAGAUAGAUGAUGGGUGGAUUUUGGAUGUAAAAAACGCUUGAAGGUGGAUGACAGAGGGAUGGAAGGACGGAUGGUUGAAAGUUGGAUGAUGAGUGGAUGAGUGGAUGAGUGGAUGCUUUAUGAGCAGCAAGAGUGGGCAGCGGAGCGGUGAUGAAGAUGACUGUUGCAUCAUCCUCUUCAUCAUGUCCUCAGAGGCUCCUCCUGCUGGCAGACAGAAGAUGUUGGUGCUCGCAGGAAAGUAAGAAAGAAGAGCAAGAUGGAGACAGACGCUGAGGAGCAGAUGAUGUUGCAAUGUCAAGACAAAGCAGCCCGGAGUAAAAUUGGCUUCAGUGGUUCAGGCGGGAGCACCUCCUCUGACACUACGACCAACAGCCUCGUCCGGCAGGGCUCGGCCGACUCCUACACUAGCCGUCCGUCAGACUCGGAUGUGUCUCUGGAGGAGGACAAGGAGGCGGUGCGCAGAGAGGCAGAGCGGCAGGCCGAGGCUCAACUUGACAAGGCUAAGACAAAACCGGUCGCGUUUGCCGUCCGCACAAACGUCAACUACAGCCCGAGUUACGAUGACGACGUCCCCGUACCCGGAAUGGCCGUCUCCUUCGAGGCCAAAGACUUCCUGCACGUCAAAGAGAAGUUCAACAACGACUGGUGGAUCGGCCGCCUGGUGAAGGAAGGCUGCGACAUCGGUUUCAUUCCCAGUCCGGUGAAGCUGGAAAACACUCGACUCCUCCAAGAACAGAGGUUGAAACAGAGCAAGUUUCAUUCCAGUAAAUUGGGAGCAAACUCCUCCUCCAGUUUAGGCGAAGCGGUUCCGAACUCCAGAAAGUCUACUCCUCCUUCGUCCGCCAUUGACAUAGACGACACAGGCUUAGACCCAGAUGACAUUGAGCUUCCAGUCAACCUGCGCUCCCCUAAAGCCGCCCCCAACACUGUCAUGUCCCCCUUAGCAAAAGAGAAACGAAUGGCCUUUUUUAAGAAGACGGAACACAUUCCUCCAUACGACGUCGUGCCUUCCAUGCGGCCCGUGGUUCUGGUGGGACCGUCACUGAAGGGUUACGAGGUGACCGACAUGAUGCAAAAAGCCCUCUUUGACUUUUUGAAGCACCGAUUUGAGGGAAGGAUAUCCAUCACUCGCGUCACGGCGGACAUCUCCCUCGCCAAACGCUCCGUCCUGAACAACCCCAGCAAGCACGCCAUCAUCGAGCGCUCCAACACGCGCUCCAACUUGGCUGAAGUCCAGAGCGAGAUCGAGCGCAUCUUCGAGCUGGCUCGCACGCUGCAGCUGGUGAUUCUGGACGCAGACACCAUCAACCACCCAUCACAGCUGGGCAAGACGUCCCUGGCCCCCAUUGUGGUCUACGUCAAGAUCACCUCUCCCAAGGUGUUGCAGAGACUCAUCAAGUCGCGCGGAAAGUCACAGGCCAAACACCUUAAUGUCCAGAUGGUGGCGGCGGACAAGCUGGCCCAGUGCCCGCCCGAGAUGUUUGACAUCAUCCUGGAUGAGAACCAGCUGGAGGACGCCUGCGAGCACAUGGCCGACUACCUGGAGGCCUACUGGAAGAGCACCCACCCCACCAGCUGCGACCCCCCGGACCCCCUGCUGACCAGGCUGCCGGCGGCCGCCCUGCCCUCCUCCAGCAUGCAGGGUGGCGCCACAGAGCACAGAGGAGAGAGAGACUUCUCCAGAGAAGACCAGGCCGAGGAGGAGGAGGAGGAGGACGCCAACCAGGAGGAGAUGCCUCUGAGGACAGUGUCAUCCAGAAGAGGGCAGCACAUCCACCACCGGGAGCAGAACAAUCACCACCACCACCACCAUCACCGCAACAGCAGCCGAGCGAGGGGGCUCGCCCGCCAGGAGACGUUGGACUCCGAGACCCCGGACAGUCGAGAGAGCAAGGACGCCGCUCACGAGGAGCUCCGCGUUCACAUCCUCCAGCAUCAGGAGGGCGAGGAGGACAGGGAUUUCGGGGCGCCUCACCGGGACCACAACCACCAUCACCACCACCACCACCACCACCAGCGCGGUGGCGGGCAGGACGAGGGCGGCCACCACCGCUCCAAAGAGCGCGAACAGGACCACAAUGAACGAAACAAACAGCGCACUCACCACCAUCACCAUCACCACAGGCCCACUCGGGACCACCACCACUACUACGACCCGGACCAAGAUGGCGGUUUGGCAGCCAAAAAGAGGAGCGAUGCAGGAGAAUGAGGACCUGGCUAUUUAUGUGAACCUCCACUUCCUUUUUUUUACAGCGGGGCAAAAAAGUAUUUAGUCAGCCAGCGAUUGUGCAAGUUCUCCCACUUAAAAUGAUGACAG